Molecule: messenger RNA, 3117 nt
Organism: Chelmon rostratus (copperband butterflyfish)
Lineage: Eukaryota; Metazoa; Chordata; Actinopteri; Chaetodontiformes; Chaetodontidae
Gene: tspan11
Product: tetraspanin 11
Exons: 9
Coding region: 145-927 (260 amino acids)
Cellular component (GO): membrane
Source: RefSeq, a predicted model, not a curated record
GACAGCCUGAAAGCAACAAGCUUGACUGGACAAAACGCAAACUGCUGCAGUGCCGUACACUGUGUGAUUUGACGGAAAUAGCAUCAAAACGAGGUUAUUUGUCCCCGCUAAACGCCAGUCUGAAUUGGAACUGGAGGAAAGAAGAUGUCGGCGGUUUAUAAAGAUGACCAGGAGGACUGGCUGACAGUGUGUCUCAAGUACCUGCUCUUUGUUUUCAACUUUCUCUUCUGGGUGGGUGGAGCAGCUGUUUUGGGUGUUGGAAUCUGGACACUGGUGGAGAAGAGUGACUACUUGAGUCUGCUGGCCUCCAGCACUUUUGCUGUCUCGGCAUAUAUCCUCAUCCUGGCUGGAGGCCUGGUGGUGGUUACAGGCUUCUUGGGCUGCUGUGCUGUCAUCCGGGAGCAGAAAAGCUGUCUGUCCACGUAUUUCUUCUGCCUGCUGUUCAUCUUCCUGAUUGAACUGGUUGCUGGAGUACUGGCAUAUGUGUAUUACCAGAGGCUGAGUGAGGAGCUGAAGCAGCAUCUCAACCAGACUAUGACGGACAACUAUGCCCAGCCAGGGAAGGAGGCCAUCACAUUAGCUGUGGACAGACUACAACAGGAUUUUAAGUGCUGUGGCAGCAACAGCUCCCACGACUGGAUGAUGAGCGUCUACAUUUCAUCAAAGGUGGCAGAAGGCAGGGUGGUGCCAGACAGCUGCUGUAAAACCAUCACCCUUCAAUGUGGCAAGAGAGACCACCCCUCCAACAUCUACAAGGUGGAGGGUGGUUGCAUCACUAAGCUGGAGCAGUUUCUGGCUGACCACCUGUUGGUCAUUGGUGCUGUGGGAAUAGGAGUGGCUUGUCUGCAGCUGGCCGGGGCAGUCUUGACAGCCUGCUUUAUAUAUCUGCUCUAUAAAGAAGAGGAAGAGGACUUCGGUACAUUGUGAUUUAGCUCUAUAGCAGCUUUGUGGUUUAAUCAACUGGAGAGACAAGAUCUGUGGGAUGGUGUUCACCAGCUGCUUGUACAGAAGGAUCAAGACGGACCCUUACUGAGCAUUCCGGGUCCCCAACACAGCACCUUCAACAGGCAGAUGGAACAAUGACUUGACAAGUAAACUUCAACCUCUGAAUCUUGAACUCUGACCCAGUGAUCUAAGCCAAGCACACAGACAUGUUUCAGGUCCAUUGCAAUCAGAAACAAAUUGUGCCAUUGACCCACCAGGCUGAUUCUUGGUUCCUCAUGUGCAGUAUUGCACGUACAUUCCAAUGGACUUUGAUCCAGGCUUAUACAUCUGUGACACCCGAACUGUUUUAGCAUCAUUGCCUUGGCUUAGAUGCAUGCUUUAGUUUGAGCUGGACAAAAGUAAUGGACCUGGGUACUCAAAAUACAUUCUACUCUGUUAAACUAGUGAUAAUCAAGGUUCGUUUAUCAUGUUUCCACUGUGCUGAUUUAUAUGUUAAUGUUUUUUGCCAUUACAGUACUUGAGUAAGCUCUGUAAGGACACAGUGUACACUGGUGUCACUGUUGAUAAGAAAAGGUAAUUUCUGUUUGUAUCUUAAGUGAACACAAUGUGCCUCUUUCACAAUGAUGCUUGUAAAUAACUAUAUUAAUUCUGUGCCUGAAAUCUUUAAAAGGGAGCUGACAAUGCACUGUGACAAGCUGCAGCGAAUGAAGUCUAGUUCACUGUCUUUAUAUUUGUUAUGUCUACAUUCAUGAAAAUAGCAGCACUGAAUGUUGAACUGUAGGCUGGUUUAAAUUAAUUGAACACCAGUGAUAACACUCAAGUUAUUAAGAUGUUCCCAGACAGUCUACUAAGAAAAGGAAAAAGUAAAGUCAUUUUCUUAAAUCCCUGAAUUUAUAGCUCCACCUAGUGGCUGGCCCGGUCUAAUGUGCAAUUAUAUCUAUGAGCAGCACUACACACUAAGGAUGCGUAUACAUGUCAGAUGAUGGAUUUAAACAUUAACACACUUCUGUGAAUCUUAGACUUAUUUUCAUAUUUUCCUAAACACUGAGGUUUCAUUCUCUGCAGUGAAGAAGCUGACUUCUGUGAGAGCCAAUGAAAGCUGCUGUCUUCACUGCCUAAUCUAUCACAUGCCAUCCUUUUCCCCAUAGAUAUUACAUACGGAACACUGUAGAGGUGAUGAGUUUUGGCUUGGCUUUCGUGGAUUAUCAAGUCAGAGAAAUAGUUUUCUGGCUGGAUGCAUCUGUUUCUGAUCUAAAGAUCAAAAACUGAAAUAUUCAUUUGACAUUUUUCAUUGAAAUCCUUUGCAGCAAUUCAUCAUCAUUGCCAAGGGACCUCCUAGAAUUUGGGUUUGUUUUUCCCCACUGAGUAACUCACAGAUGAAUGUUUGUAUGUGGAUUGUUGAUGAGCUAAUGAUGUAACACUGGCAUGUGCUCCAACUACUGACUGUGCUAUUCAAAAUAUUGAUAUGAAACUCAUAAAUAAAUGUUUAAAUAUUGUUGCAUUAAGAAAUUGCAUUGUGAAAAUGAAAGAAUUGUUCUGGACAGGCAGUUCUGAUGACAUGAUUGGUAUUUGGCAGUAUUCUCGUUAAUGAGAUUUUGAUUAUGGGGGCAGUAUGUUAACUGAAGUCAGUUUAUUUAUUCAGGUCAGAAUCAGGAGUUUGUUCCAGAGGGCUUUACAACUUGUACAGCAUAUGACAUUUUUAGAGCUCAGGUAGUAAACCACUAGAGGGAGACAAAGGUUUUCCAUUUCCAGUGGUCCGAGCUUGAAAUCCAAUUACAUUAAUGGCAAGUGCCCAUUGCUAAUUGCAGAGGAUACCUGAUUAUCAUGUAGAGUCAAUCUACAAUCAUUCAAUUUUUAUACGUCUGAUCUGCUCGCUGCCUCACAAAGACCAUGCUUGAUACAAUUUGCAUGUGUCUUCUUGUGUUUUGAUACCUGUGAGAACCAAACCCUACUCUGCUACUUACUUACUGUAGCAGGCGAGCUGCAGCAGUGCAAUUCAAACAGUAAAUGAUUUGAUUCAUGCUAAAAAUGAUUCUGAGGUCUGUUUUUCAUUCGUGGUGCCUUCUCAUUACAUACAUGUGAUAUCAAGUUUGCUCUUUUGAAUGGCCCAAACUAUUUUCGGCCUGUGUUUACAGCUGCAGUUUCAUGUAAAUUUCUCUGUCUCUCUCUUUU